Messenger RNA from Diprion similis, 1695 nucleotides. Its product is annotated as SAP30-binding protein. NCBI's taxonomy places the organism in Eukaryota, Metazoa, Arthropoda, Insecta, Hymenoptera, Diprionidae. The record is from RefSeq and is a predicted model, not a curated record. Bases 266 to 1249 code for a protein of 327 amino acids. Gene Ontology annotation, cellular component: nucleus. Gene Ontology annotation, biological process: regulation of DNA-templated transcription. The transcript has 2 exons.
AGACGCCGUGUUUUGAUUGUAUUUGGAUGGUGCGCUCUGACACGGUGAAGAGUGAAAAAUUGAAUGCGGCAUAUAUCAGGAAUACUGAUUGAGAUAUUGGAUCGAAAAUCAAGGCACGCUUUAAUCAAGUUGCGCAAUAGUUGUGCGCUGCUAAAAUAAUAUCCCAGCGAGAAAACAAAAAAAAAAGAGGCUGGAACGCUACACCGGUGAGUUCUCCCACAAAAUAUUGCUUGGUAGCAUCGCGGACAGUCAAAGCCAACUAACCAUGUCUGUACCAAGUGUUGCGUUGGCAUCCCUCACGGCCACCUAUACCGACUCGGAGGGUGAGGACGGGGUGGAAGAGGAUCUAGAGGAGAACACCCCGCAGGGGACUACUGCCCCGCAAAAUGUCCAAUUUGGUCAACCCCAGGGUCUCACCAGUCCCAAAUCUGGCCGAUCCGCCUCCAAUAGCCCCAUCGGGUCGAAUAGCAAGUCAAAUGCAAACUUGCCCAACGCCCCCACCUUAGUUACGGAUGUAACGUCCAAAGUCCAGAGAUUAGUUUCAUAUUUUGAUGACACGAUAGUCUCGGAUGACGAGGGUACUGCGGUGGUUAACGCCGGGGGGCAGCUCUUUGAAAAUGGGAGAUCCCCCUUGGCUUCCACCAUGCAGUCUCCCUCGCAUCAGGGAGAUAUGAUUUCAGAUGGCGAGACAGACCUUUUCGGAGUGACGAUACCGCCGGAACCGCAGGGACAAUGCCCUGUCGAGUUACAGGAAAAGAUAACUAAACUGUUCAGAAAGAUGGAGGGCAGCGGUCUGGACAUGAACAAAGUCAUACAACAGAGAAAAGAUUUUCGGAAUCCUUCUAUUUACGAAAAACUUAUUCAAUUUUGUAGCAUCAAUGAAUUAGGUACCAAUUACCCGCCAGAAAGAUUCGAUCCUUUCAAAUGGGGCAAAGAUUCGUACUACGAGGAACUGGCCAAGGUGCAAAAAACGGAAAUGGACAAGCUUGAGAAAAUGAGGAAGGAGAAAACAAAAAUUGAAAUUGUAUCCGGCACCGCUAAGAGGCCAACAAAUUCUUCUGUUACUGCCGAAGACGACGCCAAGAAGAGAAAAAGCAAAUGGGAUCAGGUGGCGACCGGAGCUCCUACCUCCGUCAAGCCUACCGUAUUGUUGUCUCAACCUACCUUAACAACGCUCACGUCCUCAGCGACGGGGACAAAAGCAACGGUAAUAUCCGCUUUUGGUUCGCUACCAAAGAAAAGACUGUAACAUAACGCGUAAACAAAUGAAUAUACUUAAUAAUUAUAAUAUGUUUCGUAGACUUCAUCCGUAUCAUACAUUUUGCAUAUCCUAUACGCGUCUGUCUCUCUUACUGUUCAACUCGCGUUGAUCUGGCUCAUUCCUUUUUUUCCUUCUCUUAGCCGCUGAUGCAUUUCUUAUUUUUUACAAGAGCUUUCAUCCUCCUCCUCGUCGUCCUGCAUCUCUUUUCUAUUUCACGCAUAUACAUAUGUUCCAGUUAUUUAUUCUUGUUGAAAAACGAUUCUUUAUUUUUCUUGUAAAUAGUAGGACUUCCUAUGGUCGACGUUUGAAACUUACUUUGAUAUUUCCUAUGGACAGACGUGUAUUAUGUUGCACCUAAAAAAAAAUACGCAUAACGUCAGCAACACAUGUAUUAACGAAUGACUAAUAACACGAGUCAAAUAUACAUUAAAUUA